Molecule: messenger RNA, 1073 nt
Organism: Pseudonaja textilis
Lineage: Eukaryota; Metazoa; Chordata; Lepidosauria; Squamata; Elapidae
Source: RefSeq, a predicted model, not a curated record
GUUUUUAUUGCAGGCAGUCAGCUGGCCGCCCCAGAAGUGCCUCCGAGCCCCACCCAGGACCCCCCAGGUGUCCCUCCGCUGAACCCCAUGUCCAUUUGGACCAUCCAGACCUCUCCCGUUUUGCUGGACCCCCUGGUGGCCCCCCAGACAAGCCCACCUGCUCAGACCCACGGCGAGGAAGCGGCUCCGGCGGUGCCCGCCACUUCCCCUUGGCUGCCUCAGCCCCAAAGUGCAACAAGGGCCUCUUUGAGCACCUUCCCGAGCCCUCCUCCAGCCCCCGGCCAGUUCCUGCCCCCGCAUCUGUUUCCUGCCCACCUUGGAGCUCUGGACGCCAGCCUGGGCAUCCUGGGGGAAUCGGCUCCACAGGACGGAGGAGCCCAGGGCCAGGACCCAGGCUCCCCCCUCUCUCACUCUGUGCCCGCCGUGGCCCUUCUGCCUCCUCAUGCCUUGCCAGGGGCCCAGAGUCAAAGUGCAUCCUUGGGGCCGAUGGCGGCGGCAUCGGCAGCAGCAGCAGCAGCGGGCCUGAGCCCGGAGCCCCCUUCCCAGCAGCAGCCCCACCCACCCUGCCCGAAGUCAGCCCCGGGCCCUGGCACCCUGGGGGACCCCCACUUUGGGACCAGAGAGGCUGCCUCCCAUGGGCUGCUGGGUAAACACCGGAGACUGGCCGAAGGGGGCUGGAGUGCCUCCCCUGCUGGCCCCUCCCCCUUGGCCCUCCCCGAUGCCCCAGCGCAGCCACCUCCGGUGACCCUCAAGUCCCUUCACCAUUCACUGGAAGACUUGCGCAUCUCUGUCCUCCGCAACCUUGGGGCUGUCCAUAGGCAGAUGGAGGCCCUGGAGAAGAGGAUCCACAUGCUGGAGCGCUGGUGGGCAGAGACGGAGGGGCGCCAGCAGCUGCCACCACCGUAGCCGGCGGCCGGGCUCCCUUCCUCCCCUUGUACAGACGCCCUGUUCUAAGGACGGUUCCGCCUUUGCUUCCCUUUGUAUUCCUCAAACGUCAGACAAUUUUCACUCUGCUCCUUGGAUGGCAGCGUCUGGUUGCUGAGACGGGCCUCCCCAGCAUGUCACCCCGUGGU